AAACAAAACGAAAGAAGAAGAAGAAGCUAAAAACAAAAACCGGGAACAACAAAAUGUUAGUGUAUGCUGUAUGAAUGGAAUAAUACACUUUUGUUUUUUUGAGAGUUGUUUUGAAUGUUCGGGAUGUAUUACUCAAAGAACAACAGCAAUAAUAUGUUCGGGAGAUACUGAAAUUAAUGCCCCGUAAAGUUGCAAAAACAGAAAAGCCUGCCCUGCUAUUCCUGGAGCGGCCAGUGCGUGGCGCCAGACUCCAAAAUGUGCCUGCUGUUCGAGCUGCCAURAAUCCUAAAGAGUUUUUCACAGAGACACAAAUACACCACGGAUCAACUCUUAAUUCCUGGGUAAGCCCCCAGUUUGAGUCUCUGGCUUUAGCUGCACCUCCAGUCAGACGAGGGAGGAGAAAAUGCCAGUCCGCCACAAGUGUCCUUGACAGAUGCAGUCAGGCGUCCAGAAAAAACGGCGCCUGCAAGUUCCCCCCACUUUCAUUUCAAACUGGAACGAGAGACGAAUCUCACAAGUCGAGGAGUACGAGCGCAAAGAGUGAAGAGUGCACCGCGUUGCCUAAAGCUGGAAAUCAACCUUUGGGAUCACGCCAAAGCAAAAAGACGGUCUUAAGUGGCCAACGCUCGGAGGCCUCAAAGAGACAGUUGUUCACAAAAAGAAAUGCCGAAGUCAUUUCAGAGUGUGCCGCAUCUCUUGUCAAGUGUGUGSAUCGAUGUGGAGCACAAUCGCCAGAACUUGGAUGCCGAGUUCCAGCAGAAGGAGCUUCGACACCCGGCACCACUGAGGUCAACGGUGUCAGCCCACCGCCUGAUGUGGACACACCAGGUAUAAUGCAGGGAGCCAGUUAUCUCCCCUCUCCCGCUGCACAUUUUCUACUGGCCCAGCCAUGUACACCACCAUGUAACAGGCCUCAUAUUCUGGUGGAUGACACGCCGGAGAGAGAUUAUGGAUUGAAAGCGACAUGGAGGAGGAGAAAGGAUUUAAUGUUGAUGUUAAAGGACAGGGGACACCUUUCAGAGUCAGAUGCACAAAUUAAAAGCUGAUCUUUCUCUUUUUUUUAUUACCAAACAGUUUUUUUGUUUUUUUUGUUUCUGUACCGUCGCUGCUCUAAACCUCAUCAACUUACUUUGGACAUUACUGGUGUUUAUCAUGACAAUAAUUAAAACAUGAACAUGGAUUGUAUUUUAA
Molecule: messenger RNA, 1191 nt
Organism: Austrofundulus limnaeus
Lineage: Eukaryota; Metazoa; Chordata; Actinopteri; Cyprinodontiformes; Rivulidae
Gene: rhno1
Product: RAD9-HUS1-RAD1 interacting nuclear orphan 1
Exons: 3
Coding region: 177-1046 (289 amino acids)
Biological process (GO): recombinational repair; cellular response to ionizing radiation; DNA damage checkpoint signaling
Cellular component (GO): nucleus; chromosome
Source: RefSeq, a predicted model, not a curated record